GAGCACCUGGGAACAUGGCCCUGCGAGAGAGAGAAAUCAGCAGCAGCUCCAUCAAUGACAAGCAAGAACAGAACUCUAGUCGUGUUAUUACAAUUGUCUUCCUGGCGCUCUUCAUCGACUUGUUGGGAUUUGCUCUCAUCUUGCCACUGUUUCCUUCCAUCCUUGAUUAUUACAGCCAGACUGAGGAUGGAUUCUAUUUGUCAUUGCAACAUGGUGUGGACUGGUUUGCAGUGAUGGUUGGGAUGCCUCCGGAGCGGAAAUACAACAGCGUGUUGUUUGGAGGUCUGAUUGGCUCAAUCUUUUCCAUCCUACAGUUUUUUUCCUCUCCCCUCACCGGUGCUGUCUCGGACUGCUUGGGCAGAAGGCCUGUCAUCUUGAUGACAGUGAUGGGUUUGAUAACAUCAUACGCGCUAUGGGCUGCCUCUAGGACUUUCGGCGUUUUUCUUCUCUCCAGGAUCAUAGGUGGAAUAAGCAAAGGGAAUGUCAGCCUCUCCACAGCUAUAAUUGCUGACUUACACUCUCCAAAAGCACGGAGCAAAGGCAUGGCAAUGAUCGGCGUUGCUUUCUCCCUUGGUUUUACUCUGGGUCCCGUGAUCGGAGCAUACCUGGCCAUGGAGCCAGAGAAAGGAGAAGUUUUCUAUCUUCGUUCAGCAUUAUUAGCACUCAUGUUUGCUGUGGCUGAUUUAAUUUUCAUCUUCUUCCUACUUCCAGAGACACUUCCCAAGGAAAAACGGGUCUCUUCUGUGAUGUCUGGAUUUCAAGCAGCAGUUGACUUGCUCAGUCCUUUAGCUUUAUUUCAGUUCUCUGCAGUCACCAGAGGAAAACAAUCUCCUUCAGAGGAGAAUCUUCAGAAUCUCAAAAUCUUCGGCCUGGUUUAUUUCCUGUACCUCUUCCUGUUUUCCGGCUUGGAGUAUACGCUGAGUUUUCUCACUCACCAGAGAUUCCCAUUUUCUAGCAUGCAGCAGGGCAAGAUGUUUUUCUUUAUUGGAAUAACAAUGGCUGUGAUCCAGGGAGGCUAUGCUCGACGAAUCAAGCCAGGAAAUGAAAUCAGAGCUGUAAAAAAGGGUAUUAUGUUGCUGAUUCCAGCUUUCUUGUUAAUUGGAUGGGCUGCAAAUGUGACCAUGCUGAGCGUCGGACUGUUGCUGUACUCUUUUGCUGCAGCCAUUGUUAUCCCAUGUUUGUCAGCAGUGGUGUCAGGCUAUGGCUCUGCUGGCCAGAAGGGACGAGUCAUGGGGAUCCUGAGGAGCCUGGGCGCCCUUGCCAGAGCCCUGGGACCCAUCCUGUCAGCUACGGUUUACUGGCUGGCAGGGGCAGAGGUUUGCUUCACUGUCUGUGGAGCGUUGUUCCUCAUCCCCUUCGUUUUACUUGGCUGUACAAAACAGCAGCCAAAGGACAAGUAG
Messenger RNA from Balearica regulorum gibbericeps (East African grey crowned-crane), 1400 nucleotides. Lineage: Eukaryota; Metazoa; Chordata; Aves; Gruiformes; Gruidae. The record is from RefSeq and is a predicted model, not a curated record.